AUGCACCACAGCGCUUGCCAGUGUCAACUGCCCCUUCUGCUGCGCCUGGCUUUGCUGGGUGCACCAUUCUUGCACACUGUCAUGCCAUCCCAACUGCAUGAUCACUCUAUGCAUUGGGGUCAGCACAUACCCAAUAAUGCUACUUCUGUCCCUACCUCUGCUGCAGCGGCCGCUUCUACCGCCAUGCCGCUUCCCCUGUCGUCGGAGCAGCGGCAGCCCCAGCAGUUGCAGCAGCAGCCAUCACCGCAGCCGCAACCGCAGCCGCAACCGCAGUUCCCGCUGGGAUCGUCAGCUGUUCCUUCAUCGACCACAACGGCGCCAGCAUCUUCUGAUCCCGCGCAUCACGUCCCUCAUCCUGGACGCAUUGCCAUGCCGCCCGUUUCAUUUCCACCUAUCGGUGCAAUGACACCUGGUGUGCCAUUGACACCAGGUAUGCCUGGGUUCAUCCUUCGUUCAGUCCUAGAAACACCUCCCAUAUACCCCUACAUGAUGAGUCCAGGGAUUGCCUUGAAUACAUCAGGCGUCUCAAAUGGGAUCAACUCGUACUUGAAUGCAGCGCCUGGCGCUCCCGUGGACAUGCAUCUUUCGAUGGCCAUGCCCAACGCUCACACAAACUUGCCACCAACGCCUCACUGGGCGCAGCCAGUGCAGACUCGCACUUAUGCGCCAUCGUCCUCAUCACAUGUGUCCACGCACCCAGAUCCUCCUGUGCGCACCAAGGGCUUUGACUCGUCUUCGCCCACCGUUGACCAGACAGCGCCUGUCGGAGCGCCACGAAAUGAACAAGAGUAUCCGUUCCCUGAGACGGACGAGGUUACUCCACCAAUCAAAGCAUCAGUGCCACCUCGGCCGGAGUCCUUGGCUGAGAAUCAUCGUCGGACGCAUCCUAAAGACAAUAAUGAUCCCAGAGAGGCGACGUCACAUGCAGAGUCUGUCACAGGUCCUGCCGAGCAUUCUUCAACAGCCCAAAAUACUCACUCUACGUCGGCAGACGCCGUCGUUGCCUCCGCUGCAUCGGCUGCUCCUGUCUUGGGAGGUCGAGCUGUCUCACCAACCACUGUGGCUUCGCCGAAAGCAGCCGACUCAUCUUUAGCAAAGGACUCCGCUAGUGCAGUUGAAGACGCCGAAGCGUCCGUGCUUCCGAGCACACGUGAACUUACGCAUGCCAUUGCUAAACUAAGUGUUCGUGGGACAGCGCGCACGAAGCGAACUGACGACAUCCAAAAAGAACGUGUGGCUGCUGAGGCUGCGUUGUCUCGGUUGCGACAUGACUUGGCCGCUAAAGACAAGCCAGCAAAAGACCCUACUGCCAUGGGGGAAUGA
This is a messenger RNA of Malassezia globosa CBS 7966, 1323 nucleotides long. RefSeq lists its product as uncharacterized. Lineage: Eukaryota; Fungi; Basidiomycota; Malasseziomycetes; Malasseziales; Malasseziaceae. The transcript has a single exon. Bases 1 to 1323 code for a protein of 440 amino acids. The record is from RefSeq and is a predicted model, not a curated record.